Messenger RNA from Chironomus riparius, 1502 nucleotides. NCBI's taxonomy places the organism in Eukaryota, Metazoa, Arthropoda, Insecta, Diptera, Chironomidae. The record is from the annotation of a GenBank genome assembly.
AUAUCAAAGUUUAAAGUAUGAAUUGGCAAAGACUACACGUCAUAUCAAUAAUCAUAACAAACUAAAGUCCAAAGUUGCACGCAAUGAGACACUGCGGAACAAGAACAUUGUAAAGAAUUGAACGUGCAGCAUGUCUGUAUCUGAAGCAAUUUUAUAUGACCUUUGGUCAUGAAUGCUAUCAGUUGUCUUCACUUUUUUCUUACUUUCUGUUUGUGUAAAAAGAGUAAAUAAAUGCUCAGUUCUAAUAGUGAAUUCAUUACAUGCAGAUGAGUUUUAAUGAUUCUUUGAAAUUUUUCUUGGAAAAAGAGAAAGUGUACAGCGAAAUGGACAUGGAAUUGGAUGAUAAAGGACAUAAAGUAAUGAAAAAUGGUAACGGAAGGAAAAGACAUCAAUUUAUUCCAUGUAUUUCAAAGGAACUUUACGAUGAACCGCCCCAAAGUGACUUCAUAGUCAUCCAAAUGUUCUACAAUAUUCUUCAUACAACAUUUAUUGUUCUGUCUAAACUUCGUCUGGGUCAAGUUAUCAUCUCAGUGCUUGACUACUACAUGAUUAAAAUUGAAAAUACAUUAGACUUCUGUCUGCCUGAUAAUUGUGAAUUUGCUGCACAAAAAGUUAUUGAUAAGCACAAAAAAACAUUACCGAUUCAGGAUCGUCCAAUGUCAUGGCUGUUUUUCAUACCUGCAUUGAUUUUUUUGAGGAUAUUUAGAUUUGUUCUGUCAAUUUAUGGCAUUUUGGCGGGAGUUGGAGAAAUUACAGCUCGACAAAUGCAAGCAAAGGUCAUCGCAUUUCGUCGCUAUUAUCGUUCCAUUCGACACUAUGCAGUUAAUGCAUGGACAGCACAAGACAAAGAAAUGAUUGAAAAUCGUAAAGCAUGGAUCUGGUGGAGACUCUACUACAGAGUCUAUGAGUCAAUCUUCAUGACUAAAUUUAUUGUUGAAAUACACCAACACAAAGCAGCUCUAGAAGUCGGGAAUGGAAAGCCCAAUGGACACGGCAAACGUUCUCUAGAUAUAAGUUCCUCAGAUAUUGACGAUGAUUUAAAUACAAAUGAAAUGCUUGAGAAAUAUGCAAAUGCAGAGGACUCUUUGGUAGCUGAUCCUGACUAUGAGCCAAAUGAAAGUGGCAAUUUAGACACGACUCUUGAUUCAAUUGACUCGGAUAACGAUGAAGAUGAAAAGACGAACAUUGAGGAAUUCCAAGGUGAAUGCUCUGCAAAUGUACAGGAAUACAGCAGCAUGAUGGCAAACGUUGAACACUCAUCAGACGUCGCCAGCUCCGAGCAGAGCGAGAACGAUAAAAGUUCUCCGCCGGAACAUGCAUUCAUUGAAGAUGCAGAAGCACAUAAUAAUGAACAAAGCAAUCAAGUCGCAGACGAUCAAAGCGAGAAAGUCAGUUAUGAAGAGAAUAAUUGCACAUCAUAGUCAGCAUUUUAUUUUAAUAAUUACAAAUAAUUUCUUGUUUUCUUGAGAUUAAUAAAAGUUUAAAGUGUCAAAAAGUUUAAG